AUGCCUGUUACCAAGGGAGACACUCUCGUCGUUGACUCCGCCACCCUCACUCAGAAGGAGGUGAACAUUCUUUGGCAGCAAUCCUUGAAAAGCAGAUCUCAGGAGUACUACCUUGUCACCUACACCAACACUACCCGCGCCUCGGAGGGCGAACAUUCGGGACUCCUCUUCAUCCAGAAGAACAUGCUCGAUGCAUUCAAGGCAAAGCAUGUCGCCGGAAAGACGGAAAUUACAUUCAUAGUCGAUGACACCUUCCAGUACGGCCAGGAUAAGUCCCAAAGUCACCGUUGGCUUGCAUUUCAUGACAAGAGCCAGAAGAUGUAUCAGCACCGCUUCGUCGAAAACACACUCAUAAAAUUCGCUAAUGCGGGUUUAGAUAUCGCAGAGAAGCUCGGAGUCCCUAACGCGAAGGACGCCUCCAGCGUCAAGAAUUUCAUCAGCAACUAUGCGGGUGACUACCUUCACAACUUCUGA
Messenger RNA from Laccaria bicolor S238N-H82, 474 nucleotides. RefSeq lists its product as uncharacterized. The record is from RefSeq and is a predicted model, not a curated record. The coding region runs from base 1 to 474 and encodes 157 amino acids. NCBI's taxonomy places the organism in Eukaryota, Fungi, Basidiomycota, Agaricomycetes, Agaricales, Hydnangiaceae. The transcript is spliced from 3 exons.